AUGGCUUCUAUCUCUUUCAUUGGCAUCAACACCAUCUUCAUCAUCAUCAUCCUCACAUCAUCUUGUUCUGCCUCUACUCCCUCAACUAAGACAACCUCACAUCCAUUCAAGAAAAUCUAUGCCUUUGGUGACUCCUUCACUGACACAGGCAACACAAGAUCUGUCUCUGGCCCUAGUGGCUUUGGUCAUGUUGGAAACCCUCCAUAUGGUAUCACCUUCUUCCACCACCCGACGAAUCGAUAUUCGGACGGGCGGUUAGUCAUAGACUUCAUAGCUGAGUCAUUGUCAUUGCCUUACUUACAACCCUACAGAAACAUAGUGAGCAAUGCUUCUCGCUCCGAUGCUUCUCAUGGGGUUAACUUUGCUGUUGCUGGCUCCACUGCUAUCAACCAUGAAUUCUUUGUCAAGAACAACCUUACACUCGAUAUCACUCCUCAGUCUAUUAUGAGUCAGCUCAACUGGUUCAACAAGUUCUUGGAGACUCAGGGCAGCAAAGCAGGAACUUUUGAUGAUGCACUUUUUUGGGUAGGGGAAAUCGGUGUCAAUGACUAUGCUUACACUCUUGGAUCUACAAUACCAGGUGAUACCAUCCAAAAGCUUGGGAUCAGUAGUGUUACUAGUUUUCUGCAGGCAUUGUUGAAAAAGGGUGCAAAGUAUGUUGUUGUGCAAGGCCUGCCGAUUUCGGGGUGCUUGCCCUUGGCAAUGACUCUAGCUGCUGAAGAUGAUAGAGACAACAUAGGAUGUGUGAAGAGUGUGAACAACCAAACCCACGCUCACAACCUUGUCCUCCAGGCGAAGUUGCAAGAUCUCAGGAAACAGUUUCCUCAUGCUGUAAUCACCUAUGCUGACUACUGGAGUGCCUAUUACACUGUCAUGAAGAAUCCACGCCAGUACGGGUUCAAGGAGAGCUUCAAGGCCUGCUGUGGCUCCGGUGAUCCCUACAACUUCAAUGUAUUUACCGUGUGCGGUACACCUUCCGCUAGUGCCUGCUCGAACCCAAGCCAAUACAUAAAUUGGGAUGGAGUUCAUCUCACUGAAGCUAUGUACAAAGUGAUGACUGAUAUGUUUGUAAGCGGUAAAGCGACUCGCCCUCCAUUCAGUUACUUGUUGAACAUGAAACUGCGUCGUGGAUGA
Molecule: messenger RNA, 1134 nt
Organism: Argentina anserina (silverweed cinquefoil)
Lineage: Eukaryota; Viridiplantae; Streptophyta; Magnoliopsida; Rosales; Rosaceae
Product: GDSL esterase/lipase At3g48460
Exons: 2
Coding region: 1-1134 (377 amino acids)
Molecular function (GO): hydrolase activity, acting on ester bonds
Source: RefSeq, a predicted model, not a curated record